Molecule: messenger RNA, 2426 nt
Organism: Hemicordylus capensis (graceful crag lizard)
Lineage: Eukaryota; Metazoa; Chordata; Lepidosauria; Squamata; Cordylidae
Gene: GNMT
Product: glycine N-methyltransferase
Exons: 6
Coding region: 190-1074 (294 amino acids)
Biological process (GO): regulation of gluconeogenesis; protein homotetramerization; one-carbon metabolic process
Cellular component (GO): cytosol
Molecular function (GO): identical protein binding; S-adenosyl-L-methionine binding; glycine binding
Source: RefSeq, a predicted model, not a curated record
GGGGCUGGCGGGAGGGUGUGUCCGCCGCCGCGCCUCUGAUUGGCCGGCCUGGAGGCGCAGGGCGUUCCCUGGGCUGGCGUUGCCCCGCGGGCUGCGUGUUGUGUGGUGGCUCAGAGUCAGAUCGCCGGCGCGGGCGAGCAGCGAGCGCAGCAGCGGAGGUGGCCGUUUGGAGCGUGUCGCAGCCUCGCCAUGGUGGACAGCAUCUUCCGGACGCGCUCGCUGGGCGUGGCGGCCGAGGGGCUGCCGGACCAGUACGCCGACGGCCGGGCGGCGCGCGUCUGGCAGCUCUACAUCGGCGACACGCGGAGCCGCACGGCCGAGUACAAGAACUGGCUGGUGGCGCUGCUGCGGGGCCAGUGCUGUCGGACGGUGCUCGACGUGGCUUGCGGCACCGGGGUAGAUUCCAUUAUGCUGGUUGAGGAAGGCUUUGCUGUUACCAGCGUGGAUGCCAGUGACAAGAUGCUCAAAUAUGCCCUGAAGGAGCGAUGGGACCGUCGGAAAGAAGAAGCUUUCGACAACUGGGUCAUCGAAGAGGCCAACUGGCUCACCUUGCCGCAAGACCUUCAGAAGCCCGGCGAGGGCUUUGACGCCGUCAUCUGCUUAGGGAACUCCUUUGCACACCUUCCAGAUUUUAAAGGUGACCAAGGUGUCCACAAACAGGCUCUUAAGAACAUUGCCAGUAUGGUGCGUCCAGGCGGCAUUCUCGUCAUCGACCACCGGAACUAUGACUACAUCCUCAAAACAGGCUGCGCCCCUCCAGGGAAGAACAUCUACUACAAGAGCGACUUAACCAAAGACAUCACUACAUCAGUACUCCUCGUGAACAACAAACCAAAUAUGGUGACACUGGACUACACAGUGCAGGUCCCACCUGAGGGGAAUGGCGAAAACCCAGAAUUGAGUCGAUUCCGUCUGUCGUACUAUCCUCACUGCCUGGAGCCCUUCACGGAACUGCUGAAAAACGCCUUCCAAGGCCCGUGUGAACACAGCGUCCUGGGUGACUUCAAGCCCUACAAACCAGGCCAGCAAUACAGCCCAUGCUACUUCAUCCAUGUAGUGAAGAAGAUCGGCUGAGAAGUAUUCUAGGGAUUCCUCCAGCAGGCCUUUUUGGGGCCUCUCCUUCUGUCGCUGGAGCAGCUGGGAACCCUGUGCCAGUGCAUAUGCAUAGAUGGUGCCUCAAGCAGAAGAGGAAGAACCAGGAGGCGUGUUUCUUCUUCUUCUCCCCUUACCUCUUCUUUUUUAUCCCCCACCCCUGGGAUUGGCCACCCCCCGGGGCCAAUCUAGUUAAUUUGCUUUGGGAAUGGGAGGCGCUGCUGCUGAAAUCAGGGACUUCGGAGGGAAGAAGAUGGGGGUGGCUUUCACUGGAAUCGUAUGAGAAGUUGUGUAGCUGGCUAAACUAACUGUACUUUGCUGUCUUUGGCACUUUUCUUCUUCUUCUUGUCUUCCUCAGGCUGUGUGGAUAAUUGCCACCAGUGCUUAGGAGAGAGAAUUACUAAGUUACUCUGGUUGUGUGUGUUUCUUGAAUAAGGUGGGUGUAGUUGCAGAUCUGCUCUGGAAGAUCUCUUCCUAAGGAAUUCAGCCCAGUGGUGUGCCUCUGUUGCUAUAACAGAACUCGGAGAGAUAGCCUCUCUCUUUCCUUUUCUGUGUCAUACUAAAAACAUGCCUACUGUCAACUCAUUCCCUCUGUGUCUAUGUGCAACUGCCAAAUCAUUCCCCUUACUACAUAUGAGAAUUCAACUCUUUAAUAUUUCAACAAGGGGAGAGAGGUGGUGUGUGUAGCAAGCAGUUGGUUCGUGCGGCAAGGGAAUCCGUGGGUGGGAUUUUGGAGAGGAGAAGCUCGUGCAUAGCUUCCGUUCAGGUCUGCACGGUGCUAGGUUGCAGUGGUCAGAGCAGCCAUGACCAGGUACCUCCUGAAGCAGGCAACUGACGUCAAGUGUCUGGAUCUAGUUUUGGACCAGAGAAGGGAAAAUAAAAUACUACUAUACUGACCUGCUGCCUAGUGCAAAUUGUCUUAUACUUGCGCCCCCUGAUGGUGUUGACCACAAUCCCCAGUUACAAUAGCUGAAGGCCGUUGGGGCUAGAGGUGGUGGGAGUUGUAGUCCAACAUCAUUGUGAACCCUUGGCCUACUGAAUAUGUUGCCUGAAAUGGUAAGCAUGGCCUUGAGGUCCCUGUGUGUAAGUAUACGUGGCAAGGGAUGGGCAGCCGUAUUCAUGCUAAGGCCUCAAUGAUGGGCAAUUGUUCGUGGCCUCCUUGACUGUGGAUUCCAUUCCAAGGAAGUCUGCCCGGCUCAUUCUGUUCUCACCACCUGGAAUCCAGUCAAGACUUUUUUUCCCCCAGCAUGAGGAAGGUGCUCUCUUAGGAUUCUAUCUUUGUUCUUUCUGCCCUCUGUUGUUUUAUUUGUUGAUCAUAAAAACUUAACCUACAA